Molecule: messenger RNA, 1707 nt
Organism: Macrobrachium nipponense
Lineage: Eukaryota; Metazoa; Arthropoda; Malacostraca; Decapoda; Palaemonidae
Product: tubulin beta-1 chain-like
Exons: 4
Coding region: 102-1457 (451 amino acids)
Biological process (GO): mitotic cell cycle; microtubule cytoskeleton organization
Cellular component (GO): microtubule; cytoplasm
Molecular function (GO): GTPase activity; structural constituent of cytoskeleton; GTP binding
Source: RefSeq, a predicted model, not a curated record
GCGGUGUGAAAACGGCCCCGCCGCCGCCGCCGCCUCAGAGACCGUUGAGAAACCGUUGAGAGCAGAGCUCCUCCUGCGCCGUCUUGCCCUUCUUCGUCACCAUGCGCGAAAUCGUCCACAUACAGACUGGUCAGUGCGGCAACCAGAUCGGGACUAAAUUCUGGGAAAUUAUCAGUGAUGAGCAUGGUAUCGAGCCAACUGGAGAGUACACUGGAACUGACAAAGAUCUUCAGGAUCUCCAGCUGGAGAGAAUCAAUGUGUACUACAAUGAAGGCAACCAGGGAAAAUACGUCCCCAGAUGCAUAUUGGUGGACUUGGAGCCUGGCACAAUGGAUUCCGUAAGAGCUGGACCUCUAGGAUCUCUCUUCAGACCAGAUAGCUUUGUUUUUGGUCAGAGUGGAGCUGGUAAUAACUGGGCCAAAGGUCACUAUACUGAAGGUGCCGAGCUCGUAGACAGUGUUCUUGACGUAGUGCGUAAGGAUGCUGAGAAGUGUGACUGUUUACAAGGCUUCCAGUUGACGCAUUCCCUUGGUGGUGGCACUGGGUCUGGCAUGGGGACUUUGCUGGUAUCCAAAGUGCGUGAAGAAUUUCCUGACCGUAUUAUGAACACCUUCUCUGUUGUGCCAUCCCCAAAGGUAUCUGAUACUGUUGUGGAACCUUACAACGCCACCCUGUCCAUUCACCAGCUUGUUGAAAAUACUGAUGAAACUUACUGUAUUGACAACGAGGCCCUUUAUGACAUAUGCUUCCGAACACUGAAACUGCAGAAUCCAACUUAUGGAGACUUGAAUCAUCUGGUUUCUCUUACAAUGUCUGGUGUUACCACUUGCUUGAGGUUCCCUGGCCAGUUGAAUGCUGAUCUCAGAAAACUGGCUGUAAACAUGGUACCCUUCCCCCGACUCCAUUUCUUCAUGCCAGGAUUUGCUCCUCUAACUGCCCGUGGGGCACAGCAGUACCGGGCUUUAACUGUACCUGAACUUAGCCAACAGAUGUUUGAUGCCAAGAACAUGAUGGCUGCCUGUGACCCAAGGCAUGGCAGAUAUCUCACUGUUGCUGCCAUUUUCCGUGGUAGGAUGUCUAUGAAAGAAGUGGAUGAGCAGAUGUUCAACAUUCAAAAUAAAAAUUCUUCAUUCUUUGUGGAAUGGAUUCCCAAUAAUGUCAAGACUGCUGUGUGUGAUAUUCCACCACGUGGAAUCAAGAUGGCUUCCACGUUCAUUGGAAAUUCCACUGCUAUCCAAGAACUCUUCAAGAGAGUUGGGGAACAAUUCACUGCUAUGUUCCGCAGGAAAGCUUUCUUGCAUUGGUACACUGGGGAAGGUAUGGAUGAGAUGGAAUUCACUGAAGCAGAGUCCAACAUGAAUGAUUUGGUGUCAGAAUACCAACAGUACCAAGAAGCUACAGCUGAUGACGAAGCUGAAUUUGAAGAGGAGGGAGAAGUAGAAGGAGAAUAUGCAUAAGCCUGAUUAAUUCCAGGUAGUUCUUCCAUAGUCUUUCUAUCUUAAAAAUUUUCAUUCCUUUGUUAAUUUGAAGUUGAAAAAGAGUACAGUACAGUAUUUACUUUGAAAUAUUGCAUUUAUCAUAGUAACUAUGUUCCAUGGAUCAGAUUUUUUUCCUAUUUCAUAAAAGGCAUUUCUUUCGUAAGAGCACCGGCUCUCCAUGAAUGAAAUGUUUAUUUUUUCUAUUUUUUAUAAUAAAAAGCACCUCUUU